This is a messenger RNA of Brassicogethes aeneus, 4101 nucleotides long. The record is from the annotation of a GenBank genome assembly. Lineage: Eukaryota; Metazoa; Arthropoda; Insecta; Coleoptera; Nitidulidae.
AUGCCAAUUAUUUUAGGCGAAUUUUGUGAAGAAGAUUUCAAUGAAUGCGAAAGUAAUCCUUGCCAAAACAAUGGCACCUGUUUGGACGGACCAAAUGGUUACAACUGUAACUGUUUACCAGGUUGGGAAGGGAAUUUAUGCGAGUCAGAAGUAAAUGAAUGCAUGUCGGCUCCUUGUCAAAAUGGAGCUGUUUGUGUGGAUUUACAUGCCAAUUAUCUUUGCGCUUGUCUGUUUGGUUUUGCUGGAAGAAAUUGCGAGGAAAUAGUCCAAAUCUGUGACAAAAAUCCUUGUGAAAACGGUGCCCUAUGUCUUAUAGAAGAAGGCAAUCCUAUUUGUUAUUGCGUACCAGAUUUUCAUGGGGAAUUAUGUCAGUACCAAUAUGAUGAAUGCCAGUUAGGACCAAGAUGUACCAAUGGGGGCACCUGCAUAGACGGAAUAGACAAAUUCUCUUGCUCAUGUCCGCAAAACUUAACCGGUCUAUUUUGCGAAUGUCUCAUUUUGGAAUCCAACGAUCUAGAUUGUAGUUAUAUUGCACCAACAACAAUUGUAACUACAGUAACAACAAUGGAAACUACAGUGCCAAAUUCAACGGAAGUAGCGCAUUUUUUAAAUACUACAAUCGAUAUAACAUCAACAACGCUUAUAAGCGACACAACAACUGAGUUUGUAACACAAACAAUUUUUCCUGAUACGACUCUUACAACACCUGAAUUUACAACUUUAACAACAAAAACAAUUCCUAAUACAACUAUUACAACUACAACUCAAAUUACAACUACAACUCAAAUUACAACUUCAGAGUUUACAAGUACAACUGAAGUUUCAGUUCCAACCAAAGUUACAGUAAAAAUACCAGAUGUUAGCACUGUAACUGAACAUAGUCUUUUCACCACAAUGACUUCGACUACAUACAAUGAAACUAUUACUAUUCCAAUUACAACAAUCGCACCUAUUACUCUUCCUACAGCUACUACAACUGUUGCUUAUAACACCAACUUAACAAUUACUCCAACCGAAAAGCCCGAUGAAACUACAACUUUUUCUACAGUAACUGAUGUUCCCACAAUAGUUACAAGCUUUUUAACCGAAGAACCUAGACAUUUUACUGACAGUACGACUACUCCAUUGCCUACUGCAGAAACAACAAUAACAACAACACAAAUGAUAACAACUACGACUGAAGAACAAUCUAAAAUUGAUUGUACUAAAGCUGAAAUGAAGUGUCAAAAUGGUGGCACAUGUAUCUACACUGAUAGAAGCUAUAAGUGUCUUUGUUUAUUCGACUUCGAAGGCCCACAUUGCCAAAUAAGCUUGGGUAUAAGAAAUGCAGCAUUUAACGGUGAAUCUUAUCUAUCGCACAGAUUGCUCAACCAUUCUCAUGUAGCUAUAGAGUUCGAGGCAAAAACGCUGUCUUCCAAUGGUAUAUUACUUUAUUCCAAUAUAGAGUCUAGUUAUAUGACACUAUAUAUGGAACAAGGAUACUUACAAUUCAAAUUUUCCUGCGGAUAUCAGACGAUGUUGCUGAGCGAAUUGAAAAUUCCUGUUAAUAAUGGCUACAAGAUGAAUAUCAAAGCAAACCUGGAUUUCAGUAAGGAUUUAAAGCAUUGCGAUGCAUCUAUUAAAGUAAAUGACACUCUUUCUAUGACUGGCGACCAGAUUGCGGAGGUGACGAACUAUUUUAACCCUUCAGCCUGGUUACAUCUCGGUGGAACGCCGCAGGAUAUUAGUGGAGAUAAUUUGAAUAAGGGAUUUGUUGGUUGCAUGUCCGAGUUAAAAAUAUCAGGAAAAAAGUUAAAUAUAUUUAAAGACGCUGAGGAUGGUUAUGAGGUUACAGAAUGUUCUUCUUUAGCUUGUCUGACAAAUCCUUGUAGCAAUGGAGGCGUUUGUAUGGCGUUGGAGAAUGAUUGGUUUUGUCAAUGCAAGAAUGGUUAUUUGGGUAAAAAGUGCGAAAAAUCAGUUUGUGAAGAUAAUCCAUGUUACUUUGGGGGAACAUGUAUACCUUUUUCUGGUAGUGGCUACAUUUGUAUGUGCCCGUAUGGUAAACAUGGACAUUUCUGUGAAAAUGAUAUCAAAAUAUCGGAGCCUCAUUUUUCGGCUUCAAUAAGAGGUUUAUCUUCCUACGUAGCCUACCCUAUACCAGAUGGCAUCUUCAAAAAUAUGGAAAUAACAUUUAGAUUCACCCCGACAACAAUGGAUCAGAUUUCGAUUCUUUUGUUCAUCGGUCAAUCUGGUUAUCAUGAUUACUUUUCAGAUCAUAUAGCAGUAAGUUUUGUGAAAGGCUACAUAAUGUUGACAUGGAACUUAGGCUCAGGUCCUAGAAGAGUAUUUACAUCGCAACCAAUUAAAAAAGGGGCUAGAGAUUAUUUGGUGAAACUAGGACAAGUAGGUAGACGGGCUUGGUUAUACGUGGAGAACAUAGGAAAUAUUACCGGAAGAUCCCCAGGAAGUUUGAGUCAGUUAGAUGUAAUACCACUGAUAUACUUAGGUGGACAUGAAUCUACGAAUUUCUCAUUGCUUCCCCAUGACUUACCUCUCCACACAGGUUUUUCUGGAUGUAUUUUUGAUGUAGAACUAAAGUCAGGCAGUGUGGUUCUUUCAUUACAAAACUCCUUACAAGCUACAGGUAGAGCUGUAGGACAAUGUGGAACGACGGAGUGUUUUGAUCAAAGUUGCCAAAACGGAGGGGCUUGUCUACAUCAUGGAAGCACUUUUAUGUGUUUAUGUCAGGACGGUUGGUUUGAUCCUUUAUGUUCAUCAAAAAACAAUCUUUGCGAAGAAUCUUACAGCAAAUGUUCGGAGGAAUCAACAUGUGUUCCACUGAUUUCUAACUAUAAUUGCGACUGUCCUUUUGGUAGAACUGGGAAAUAUUGCGAAAAAGAAGAAACUUUAACCGACAUCAGCUUCACAGGGCAUAGAUCAUAUAUUUUACUAAACGCCAAAGAGUUUGAUAAUGCCAGAGUCAGUUUUAGUAUGGAAUUAAGAGUGCUGAGCGAUACUGGUUUAGUAUUCUUUAUGGGCAAAAAGGGGUCCAGUUUUAUUUCACUCUACUUACAAAACAAUCUAUUAGAAUUACGCGUAAAUACGAUCAAAAACAAAGUGACUUACUACAAUCCUUUGGUGAUAAGGGGUUCCAAAUUGCUGUUGAAAGGCAUAUGGUAUCCAAUUGAAUUUGGUUUAUUUGGUCGCAAAGUAUUUCUCUCUGUUGAUGGUACAAUAAACACUGGCCUUACUAACGUAGGCAGCAUUAUUAGUUUAUCAAAAGAAAACAUGUACCUUGGGGGUUUACCAGAUAUGUCCCAUUUACCUUCACAAGCCACAACAAACUAUCCAGUACCUUUAACCGGGUGCAUAAGACAUUUUCAUUUGGAUACAAAACAUAUAUCCCUAAAUAAUGAUACCAUAAAAGAGUCCAAAAAUAUCGUGGAUUGUGAUGGUACUCCUUGUGGAGGUGAAGCUUGCCUUCAUGGUGGAACUUGUUGGUUGGAUUCCUUCAUGAAACCACGUUGCGCAUGCGUGCAGCCUUACUACGGUGAUAAAUGCCAGUUUAUACCUGAUUGUGAUAAAAAAUCCUGUCAAAAUGAUGGAAAAUGUUACAACAAGAAGUGUUCUUGUUUAGUUGGAUACACAGGGUCUUUUUGUGAGAAGGAGAUUAUUGUUAAAAUGCCACAAUUCGAUGGGAUCAGUUAUUUAAUUGAUGAUUGUUUUUUGGGCCUUGGCGUUGAAAACGGAUAUCUCAAACUAACCUUUUCAGGGGUGAAAUCUAAAAAACAUUAUGUCGAAAUUCCAUCCUCAAUACAAACUGCAGAUGGUUUGUUUCACUCAGUAGACAUCUCAUUUAACCCACUUCUAAUAAAAUUAGACUCGAACGAUUUGGAAAUCACGAAUAAAAACGAACAGUCGCCCGAAGAAAUACAAAUAUUUACUGAUGGUGUUUUCUACAUUGGUGGUGUUCCUGGUAAUAAUUUACUGGAUGAAACUUUUGGGAUGUUCCAUGAAAAUUUUGAAGGUUGCAUUGAGGCUUUUGCUACUAACAAUGAUAAAAGUAUAACUGAUUUUACGCAUUUUGAGGGAAGCAAUGUAGGGGUAUGUGAUAUAAUUUAA